GCGGGGCGGGGCGUGCGCGGCCGGGGCGAGUGUCCGCCGCCCGCGCUCGAGUCCGCCGUCCGCAGCCGGAGCCGCACCCGCCGCGGUCGGAGCCCAUGCACCGGGGGAGUCGCGCGCUCCGGCCCCCGCCCCGGCCCCGGGGGUAGUCGUGCCUGUGAGCGGUGGGACAGGAGGCGGCCGCAGCGCCGCGAGCCGCGGCCCCGGAGCGAUGACCGAGUAUAAGCUGGUGGUGGUGGGGGCCGGCGGCGUGGGGAAGAGCGCCCUGACCAUCCAGCUCAUCCAGAACCACUUCGUGGACGAGUACGACCCCACCAUCGAGGACUCCUACCGGAAGCAAGUGGUCAUUGACGGGGAGACGUGUCUGCUGGACAUCCUGGACACGGCGGGCCAGGAGGAGUACAGCGCCAUGCGGGACCAGUACAUGCGCACCGGCGAGGGCUUCCUCUGUGUGUUCGCCAUCAACAACGCCAAGUCCUUCGAGGACACCCACCAGUACCGAGAGCAGAUCAAGCGGGUGAAGGACUCGGACGACGUGCCCAUGGUGCUGGUCGGGAACAAGUGUGACCUGGCUGCGCGCACCGUGGAGUCUCGGCAGGCGCAGGACCUCGCCCGCAGCUAUGGCAUCCCCUACAUUGAGACUUCCGCCAAGACGCGCCAGGGCGUGGAGGACGCCUUCUACACGCUGGUGCGCGAGAUCCGGCAGCACAAGGUGCCCAAGCCGAGCCCGCCAGACGAGGGCGGCCCCGGCUGCAUGAGCUGCAAGUGCCUGCUCUCCUGACGUCCCCGCGCGGCCUGUGUGCCCACCCCGCACAGGAGCCCCGGAGGUGCCGGAUGCUGGGAGGAGGGGAAGGAAGGAAGGAAGGAAGGAAGGAAGUACUGCCAGAGCCUGGCCAUCCAGGGCUGGGGGACAGAGUGACCGCGGACCUCCCAGGACGCUUUGCACAGACUGGAGAACUGAGGCCGCCGGCCCCAGCCGCGCCUCUAUUUGCAGCCCGUCCCGGCCCCCUGGGCGCAGGUUCAGUUGCAGUAAAUUAUUUGAUGGUCUUGA
Molecule: messenger RNA, 1048 nt
Organism: Eptesicus fuscus (big brown bat)
Lineage: Eukaryota; Metazoa; Chordata; Mammalia; Chiroptera; Vespertilionidae
Gene: HRAS
Product: HRas proto-oncogene, GTPase
Exons: 5
Coding region: 209-778 (189 amino acids)
Biological process (GO): cellular senescence; Ras protein signal transduction
Cellular component (GO): plasma membrane
Molecular function (GO): GDP binding; GTP binding; GTPase activity
Source: RefSeq, a predicted model, not a curated record